Molecule: messenger RNA, 1725 nt
Organism: Cariama cristata (Red-legged seriema)
Lineage: Eukaryota; Metazoa; Chordata; Aves; Cariamiformes; Cariamidae
Gene: PATZ1
Product: POZ (BTB) and AT hook containing zinc finger 1
Exons: 6
Biological process (GO): regulation of cytokine production; negative regulation of transcription by RNA polymerase II; regulation of immune system process
Source: RefSeq, a predicted model, not a curated record
AGCUUCCCGGAGCUCAUGACGGCCGCCAAGUUUCUGCUGAUGCGCUCUGUGAUUGACAUCUGCCAGGAGGUCAUCAAGCAGUCCAAUGUGCAGCUCCUCGUGCCGCCCACACGCCCUGACAUUAUGCUCUUCCGUCCGGGGGCUGCUGACCUCGGCUUCCCUCUUGACAUGACCAACGGUGCCACUUUGGCACCCAAUGGCAACGGCAUUGCUGGUAUGCCUGAAGACGAGGCCGCACGGGCGGCCCUCACUGCUGCCCAGUCCUCCCUGCCUGUUCUGCAGGGCGUGGACCGCCUGCCCAUGGUGGCAGGACCUCUGUCCCCACCACUGCUGGCCUCACCCUUCCAGAAUGUUGCUGCUAGUGCCCCCACUUUAAGCACCAAGAGGGGCAGAGGGCGUCCCCGUAAAGCCAAUCUCUUGGACUCCAUGAUGUUUGGUACCCCAGGGGGCCUGCGAGAGGCUGGUAUCCUGCCUUGUGGCCUCUGCGGGAAAGUAUUUACGGAUGCUAAUCGCCUUCGUCAGCAUGAGGCUCAACAUGGGGUGACAAGCUUGCAGCUGGGCUACAUAGACAUCCCACCCCCGAGACUGGGUGAAAAUGGUGUCCCUGGUCAGGAUGACCCCGAUGCACCCCGAAAAAGAAGCAGGACGAGGAAACAGGUGGCCUGUGAGAUCUGUGGCAAGAUUUUUCGGGACGUGUACCACCUGAAUCGGCACAAGCUGUCGCACUCUGGCGAGAAGCCUUACUCUUGUCCGGUGUGUGGCUUACGGUUCAAGCGGAAAGACAGGAUGUCCUAUCAUGUUCGAUCUCACGAUGGCUCUGUGGGAAAGCCCUACAUCUGCCAGAGCUGUGGAAAAGGCUUUUCCAGGCCAGACCACUUGAACGGACACAUCAAACAGGUGCAUACCUCAGAGAGACCUCACAAAUGUCAGGAAAAUGGCAGCCACCAUGGAAUAAGCUCAGAGACAUCCACAUCCAUAGAAAAGUUGAAACUUCAAGAGACUUGUAAUGCUUCCUUUGCCACUCGUGACCGACUGCGCUCACACCUAGCAUGCCAUGAAGACAAAGUUCCAUGCCAGGUGUGUGGGAAGUACUUGCGAGCAGCAUAUAUGGCAGAUCAUUUGAAGAAACAUAGUGAAGGACCAAGCAAUUUCUGCACUAUCUGUAACCGAGGUUUCUCCUCUGCCUCCUACUUAAAGGUCCAUGUUAAAACCCACCACGGUGUUCCCCUUCCCCAGGUCUCCAGGCACCAGGAGUCCAUCCCGAAUGGGGGAGCAGCGUUCCACUGCGUCAGGACCUAUGGCAUCAAAGGCCAGAAAUGUUCACAUUCGGACCCGAUUGAGAGUUCUGAUUCAUACGGAGACCUCUCUGACACCAGUGACCUCAAGACUCCUGAGAAACAGAGCACCAAUGGGUCCUUCUCGUGUGACAUGGCAGUCAGCAAAAACAAAAUGGAGACGGAAGGAGAGAAGAAGUACCCUUGCCCUGAAUGUGGCAGCUUUUUCAGAUCAAAGUCUUAUCUGAACAAACACAUACAAAAAGUUCACGUCAGGGCCCUUGGUGGCCCAUUGGGGGACCUCGGUCCUGCUCUAGGAUCCCCCUUUUCACCCCAACAGAACAUGUCUCUCCUGGAGUCAUUUGGGUUUCAGAUCGUCCAGUCAGCAUUUGCAUCAUCCCUAGUGGAUCCAGAGGUCGACCAGCAACCAAUGGGGCCAGAGGGGAAAUGA